CGGGGACGGGCGAUGCUCCGCCGCCGCGGCGGCUCCGCGCACGGCCGGCCCUAGAGGAGCGCACCCAGGGACGGCUCCGCGGCCGCCCGGCCGACGUCCUGCCCCGGCGCGAUGGCCACCGAGGUGCUGUGCGGGCUCACCUUCAGGCUGCUGCUGCCCGUGUGCCUGGCUGCCGCCUGUGCUUUCCGUUACAAUGGACUCUCCUUUGUCUACCUCAUCUACCUCCUGCUCAUUCCUUUGUUUUCAGAACCCACAAAAACAACGAUGCAAGGGCAUACAGGACGAUUAUUAAAAUCUCUGUGUUUCACCAGUCUAUCAUUUCUGCUGCUGCACAUCAUCUUUCAGAUUACAAUAAACAGUCUUGAAGCUGGAAGAACUAUUGAACCUGGUUUUAACUGUUCCACGUGGGAGAAAACAUUACGGCAGAUUGGUUUUGAAAGUGUGAAAGGAGCAGAUGCUGGCAACGUGAUCAGACUAUUUGUACCAGACAUCGGGAUGUUCAUUGCGAGCCUGACAAUAUGGCUCCUCUGCCGCAACAUGGUUCAGAAGGCAAUAAGCGAGGAUGCGGUGCAGUGCAACGCGCAGUUUGAAAAUGAGGAAAUGGCUGUAAGAGAAAAGUUAGAGCCAGACGAUGCUUUGAUGUAUGAAGAAGACCUGGAUGAUGAAGACUGUGGUGAAGCAGAAUUUGAGGAAACAAUGAAAUUGAAACUGCUGCGUAGAAUUGCCUCCCUAGCAUCCAAACUGAGAGAGUUUAUUGGCAACAUGAUAAUCACCACUGGAAAAGUUGUUGUUACAAUUUUACUUGGUUCAGCAGGUAUGAUGGUGCCAUCCUUGACCUCAGCUGUAUAUUUCUUUGUAUUUUUGGGCCUGUGCACAUGGUGGUCCUGUUGCCAAGCAUUUGAUCCGCUGAUAUUCAGCUGUCUGUGUGUAUUAAUGGCUAUAUUCAGUGCAGGGCACUUGAUUGGACUUUAUCUGUACCAGCUGCAGUUCUUCCAGGAGGUUGUUCCACCGAAAGACUUCUAUGCCAGGUUGUUUGGUGUUACUUCUCUUACACAGACAAAUUGCUCAAGCACUUGGAUGAUCAUCAAAAAUCAAGAGUUACACUGGUAUCACCACGCCAAUCCAGUCUUACUGCUGGUGAUGUACUACACCCUUGCAACUCUGAUCCGCCUUUGGCUACAAGAGCCCAUUCAGAUACCUGAUGAAGAGAAAUCUGAGAGCAGAGAAGAUGACAAAGAAAUACCUUGCAGUCCAAUUCCAAUGACGGCAGAGAGAAGACGCAGUCUGUGGUAUGCGAGCCACUAUACAACUGAUGAGAGAAAACUUCUGUCAAUGACCCAAGAUGAAUACAAGCCAUCGGAUGUUCUGCUUGUAACAGUGAACGGGAACCCUGCUGACUAUCACACCAUCCACCCCACACUGCCAUUAGAGAAUGGCCCGGCCAAAGCAGACGUGUACUCAACACCACAGUACAAAUGGGAGCCCUCGGAUGACAUGUCAGAAAAGGAAGAGGAGGAGGUAGAGGAGGAGGAAGAAGUUACUCAGGAAGAAAAAGAAAAUGUUAAAUUGCAUGCCCUGGUCUCUGUGUUCCAAUUUAUCAUGAAGCAAAGUUACAUUUGUGCUUUGAUAGCUAUGAUGGCAUGGAGUAUCACAUAUCACAGCUGGCUGACUUUUGUGCUGUUGAUCUGGUCUUGCACACUGUGGAUGAUUCGAGACCGAAGGAAAUAUGCUAUGAUCAGUUCUCCGUUCAUGGUUUUCUACGGAAAUUUACUACUAAUAUUACAAUAUAUAUGGAGUAUUGAACUCAACAAUGAUGAGCUUCCUCAAGUAUCAGGUUUUUUAGAAAGAAAGGAACCUGGAGAGUUAGCAUCGAAGAUUCUUUUUACAAUUACUUUCUGGCUACUGCUUAGGCAACACCUCACUGAACAGAAAGCACUUCAGCUAAAAGAAGCUACUUUAUCUGAGGUCAAAGUUGGAAGUGAAGAAGGUGAAAAAGAAGAGGGAGAGUUGCAAGAGGGAGAAGUGGCAGAAGAAGAGGAGGAGCAGGAAGAGGAACAGGAAGAUGAUGAUGAGGAUGAACAGGAUAUUAUGAAAGUUCUGGGGAAGCUGGUGAUGGCUAUGUUCAUCAAAUAUUGGAUUUACGUCUGUGGAGGCAUGUUCUUCUUUGUCAGCUUUGAGGGUAGAAUUGUCAUGUACAAAAUCAUCUAUAUGGUGUUAUUCCUGUUCUGUGUGGCCCUCUAUCAGGUGCACUAUGAAUGGUGGAGAAGGAUUCUGAAAUACUUUUGGAUGUCAGUUGUUGUUUACACGAUGCUGGUACUUAUCUUCAUCUACACAUACCAGUUUGAGUCAUUCCCUGGGUUGUGGAAAAAUAUGACAGGCCUGGAUGAAAACAAACUAGCAGACCUUGGUUUAAAAAGAUUUUCUGUGGCUGAGCUAUUCACUCGCAUCUUUAUCCCCACCUCCUUCCUACUGGCGUGUAUCUUACACCUUCACUAUUUCCAUGACCGUUUCCUCCAGCUCACUGAUUUAAAAGCUGUAACCAGCAAACAGGACAAUACAAUUUACAGCCAUGCCAAAGUCAAUGGCCGUGUUUAUCUAAUAAUAAAUAGCCUCAAGAAAAAAUUACCAAACCACCAAAAUGAACUGGUGCAUCAAGAUGGAAGCCUGCCUGACAUAACUAUGAUGAAUUUAACAGCCAGCAGUGAAAAGGAAGAGGAUAAAAUGCUGAAAGAGGCUGGUGAGAAAAGAAAGGAAGAGCCAGAUGGGGAGGGAGGGAAAGGGAGGGCUGAAAAAGGAAAAGAAGAAGAGGAAGAUGAGGAGAAGGAAGAUGAUGAUGUAGACGACGAGUCAGAGGAAGAAGAAACUACAGACCUAAGAAACAAGUGGCAUCUGGUGAUUGACCGUCUCACAGUGCUGUUUUUGAAAUUCCUGGAGUACUUUCAUAAGAUGCAAGUCUUUGUGUGGUGGCUUUUGGAGCUGCAUAUCAUCAAAAUCGUCUCCUCUUAUAUCAUCUGGGUCACAGUAAAAGAGGUGUCUCUGUUUAACUUUGUGUUUUUAAUUGCUUGGGCUCUUGCUUUGCCAUAUGCUCAGUUUCGCCCAUUGGCAUCAAGUAUCUGCACUGUCUGGACAUGUGUGAUUAUUGUCUGCAAAAUGUUGUACCAGCUCACAUCUAUUGAUCCCAGCACUUUUUCCAGUAACUGUACAUUGCCUAGAGAAAAUGAAACAAAGGUUGAUUUAGAAGAACUCAAAACGUCAGUCCUCUACAGCGGUCCGGUUGAUCCUGCAGAAUGGGUUGGAUUGAGAAAGUCUUAUCCUCUACUUUUAUACUUAAGGAAUAACUUACUGAUGCUGGCUAUUCUGGCUUUUGAAGUUACAAUUUACCGUCAUCAAGAGUACUACAGAUGUCGAAAUAACCUUACUGCACCUGUAACUAAAACUAUUUUCCAUGAUAUUACAAGAGCACAUCUGGAUGAUGGACUGGUAAACUGUGUCAAGUAUUUCAUAAACUACUUCUUCUACAAGUUUGGUUUAGAGACCUGUUUUCUGUUAUCAGUGAAUGUAAUUGGUCAACGGAUGGAUUUUUAUGCCAUGAUUCAUGCCUUCUGGUUGAUUGCUGUAUUGUAUCGACGUAGAAGAAAAGCUAUUGCAGAGAUCUGGCCAAAGUAUUGCUGUUUUCUGGCAUGCAUCAUUACAUUCCAGUAUUUCCUUUGUAUUGGCAUUCCACCUGCUCCUUGUAAAGACUAUCCAUGGAGAAGUGGUAAUGCCAACUUCAACUCGAAUAUCAUAAAGUGGUUAUACUUUCCAGACUUCAUUGUGAGACCAAACCCUGUCUUCCUUGUCUAUGAUUUCAUGUUGCUGCUGUGUGCAUCCUUACAAAGGCAAACAUUCGAGGAUGAAAAUAAAGCUGCUGUACGAAUCAUGGCUGGAGACAAUGUGGAAAUUUGUAUGAAUCUUGAAGCAGCAUCUUUUAGCCAGCACAAUCCUGUUCCAGACUUCAUUCAUUGCCGGUCCUAUUUAGAUAUGUAUAAAGUGAUAAUCUUUAGUUACCUCUUCUGGUUCGUGCUUACUAUAAUCUUCAUAACGGGAACAACAAGGAUCAGCAUAUUCUGUAUGGGCUACUUGGUUGCCUGCUUUUAUUUCCUUCUCUUUGGUGGAGAUCUGCUGCUGAAACCCAUCAGGAGCAUCCUGCGCUACUGGGACUGGCUGAUUGCGUACAAUGUUUUUGUGAUCACCAUGAAGAACAUACUCUCGAUAGGAGCAUGCGGCUACAUUGAGUCUUUAAUUCAGAAUAGUUGCUGGUUGAUUCAGGCAUUUAGUCUGGCUUGCACAGUUAAAGGCUACCGUAUCCCAACCAACAACGCAGACUGUAAACUACCUAGUGGAGAAGCAGGAAUCAUCUGGGACAGUAUAUGUUUUGCUUUUCUGCUGCUGCAAAGAAGAGUCUUCAUGAGUUAUUACUUCCUUCAUGUGGUUGCAGAUAUAAAAGCUUCCCAGAUCCUGGCAUCAAGGGGUGCUGAGCUUUUCCAGGCUACAAUUGUUAAGGCAGUAAAGGCAAGAAUUGAAGAGGAAAAAAAAUCAAUGGAUCAACUGAAAAGACAAAUGGAUCGCAUCAAAGCCAGGCAGCAAAAAUAUAAAAAGGGUAAAGAGAGGAUGCUAAGCAUGACACAGGAUUCCACAGAAGGGCCUGAAAUUCGGAAGGUUUCAGAAGAAGAUGAUGAAGGAGAAGCAGACAAAGAGAAAGCCAAGGGCAAAAAAAAGCUGUGGUGGCGGCCUUGGGUUGAUCAUGCUUCCAUGGUCAGAAGUGGAAAUUAUUAUUUGUUUGAGACGGACAGUGAAGAGGAAGAGGAAGAAGAGAAAAAAGAAGAGGAGGAGCCUCGAAAAAAAUCUGCAUUUCAGAGAGCUAUUGGAAAAUUUGCUUCAGCAAUUUUAGCCUUGCCAAAGUCUGUCAUUAAACUACCAAAAACUAUUCUUCAGUAUUUAAUCAAAGCAGCUAAGUUUGUUUAUCAGGCCUGGAUUACUGAUCCUAAAACUGCACUACGACAGAGGCGCAAAGAAAAGAAAAGUUUUCAAAAAGAGGAGAAGCGAAGGCGUAAAGUAUAUGGGGAUGGAAGUACUGAUGCAGACUGCGAAGACAGCGAAGAAGAACCUGUCAAGAAGAAGUCUGAUGGCCCAGAUAACAUCAUCAAGAGGAUAUUUAAUAUUUUGAAGUUCACUUGGGUCCUUUUCCUGGCAACACUAGACAGUUUUACAGCUUGGCUUAAUUCCAUCUCAAGAGAACACAUCGAUAUCUCUACUGUGCUGAGAAUCGAACGUUGUAUGCUGACCAGGGAAAUUAAGAAGGGAAACGUUCCUACCCGGGAGAGCAUCCAUAUGUAUUACCAGAACCAUAUGAUGAAACUUUCUAAGGAGUCAGGACUGGACUCAAUUGAUAAAAAUCCUGGGCAAGCUUCCGGUUUGCAAACAUCUGAAAGAAUGGAUAGUUUGGAUUCAGCAGCUUCUCGAGACAGUAUCUCCAGUGAGCCUACACAGGUCACCAUGCUCUAUUCUCGUCAGGGGACGACAGAAACCAUUGAGGAGGUAGAAGGAGAGCACGAAGAGGAAGGAGCUCAUUCUGCUUCAAGGCAGGAUGAAGAAGAGGUGGAAGAUUACAGCCUGGGUUCAGAAGGAGCUGCGUAUACUCCUGACACCGAUGUGCCAUUGUACUCCACUGUGGACAGCAAUGCAGAGGCACCACCUUCCUAUAGCAAAGCUGUCAGCUUUGAACAUCUUCCUUUCGGCUCCCCAGAUGACUCAGCUGGAAAGAGUCUCAUGAUGGUGAGCCCAGAUGACAGUCGGACGGACAGACUUAAUGAUGCAAUUCUCCCUCCAUUGACACAUGAGCUAACGGCUAGUGAGCUGCUUCUGAACAAGAUGUUUCAUGAUGAUGAACUAGAGGAAUCAGAGAAGUUCUAUGUUGGUCAGCCUCGAGUCUUGCUUCUUAUUUAUGCCUUGUACAAUACUCUAGUGGCCCGGUCAGAAAUGGUUUGUUAUUUUGUGAUCAUCCUUAACCACAUGAUCUCUGCCUCUAUGAUAACGCUGGUUCUGCCCAUCCUUAUCUUCCUUUGGGCCAUGCUGUCUGUCCCUCGACCAAGCAAGCGUUUCUGGAUGACUGCCAUUGUCUACACUGAGGUAGCCAUUGUCAUCAAGUACUUCUUCCAGUUUGGCUUCUUUCCUUGGAAUAAAUAUGUGGAUUACACAAAAGAUAAACCUUAUCAUCCACCCAAUAUUAUUGGGAUAGAGAAGAAAGAAGGCUAUGUGCACUAUGAUCUUGUUCAGCUCCUUGCUUUAUUUUUCCACAGAUCCAUUUUAAAGUGCCAUGGACUGUGGGAUGAAGAUGAGAAAGGGGACAACUCCAGUAAUAAAGGAGAUACUGAUGAUGAGCUUUCUCUGCCAGGAGGCAGGAGAGACUCUUCUGGGUCUCUGAAGUCUGUCAACCUUGCAGCAUCAGUGGAGUCCAUCCAUGUCCACUUCCCUGAGCAGCAGACAGCAAUCAGGAGGAAGAGCUCCAGCAGUGCAUCACAGCUUUCUCACAGAUCCAGCUUCUCCUCACACAGAUCUAAGAGAGGAAGCACCAGUACAAGAAACAGCAGUCAGAAAGGAAGCAGUGUGCUAAGCAUCAAGCAAAAAUCUAGGAAAGAACUUCUUAUGGAAAAGUUUCGAGAACAAAUGAUCAAAGCCAAGGCCUUUACAAUUAAAAAGACACUCCAGGUGUAUGUGCCCAUCAGACAAUUUUUCUACAAUCUUAUUCAUCCAGACUACAGUGCAGUGACUGAUGUAUAUGUGCUGAUGUUCCUGGCAGAUACAGUGGACUUUAUCAUCAUUGUCUUUGGAUUUUGGGCUUUUGGGAAACACUCUGCAGCAGCAGAUAUUACCUCUUCAUUAUCAGAGGACCAGGUUCCAGAGGCAUUUUUGGUGAUGGUGCUCAUUCAGUUUGGUACCAUGGUGGUAGACCGAGCGCUCUACCUCAAAAAAACUGUCAUGGGAAAGGUCAUCUUCCAGGUCAUCCUUGUUUUUGGGAUUCAUUUCUGGAUGUUCUUUAUCUUACCUGGAGUGACGGAAAGGAAAUUUAGCCAGAACACUGUUGCCCAGCUCUGGUAUUUUGUGAAAUGUGUUUAUUUUGGCUUAUCAGCAUAUCAAAUACGCUGCGGAUAUCCAACUCGUGUUCUUGGCAACUUCCUCACAAAAAGUUAUAACUAUGUGAACCUGUUCUUAUUUCAAGGAUUCCGCCUGGUUCCAUUUUUGACUGAGCUGAGAGCCGUAAUGGACUGGGUUUGGACAGAUACCACUCUCAGUCUUUCCAGCUGGAUCUGUGUUGAAGAUAUCUAUGCUCAUAUAUUCAUCCUGAAGUGCUGGCGAGAGUCAGAAAAGAGAUAUCCCCAACCAAGAGGCCAGAAGAAAAAGAAAGUUGUGAAGUAUGGAAUGGGUGGCAUGAUUAUCGUCUUGCUGAUUUGUAUUGUCUGGUUCCCACUGCUCUUCAUGUCUUUAAUCAAAUCUGUUGCAGGCAUCACCAACAAGCCUCUAGAUGUAUCAAUCACAAUAACUCUAGGAGGUUAUCAGCCUAUUUUUACAAUGAGUGCUCAGCAGAGUCAGCUCAAGGAUUUGAAUCAGACUGGUUUCAGUGCAUUUCUGGGAAGCUAUAGGGGUAACACUGCUGCUUUGCAGUUUUUAGAGGGCUAUGGAAAAGAAGAUAUAACCCUUGCAGAUCUGGAAGGGAAUUCAAACUCCUUAUGGACCAUCAGCCCUCCCAGUAGGCAGAAAAUGAUACAGGGACUGCUGGAUUUUUCAGCUGAGUUCACUGUAGUACUUUCAUGGAGCAUUCAAAGAAAUCUCACUCUUGGUGCCAAAGCAGAAAUAGCAUCAGAUAAACUUACCUUUGGCCUACCAGAGCAAACCAGAAGAGAUAUUGCUACAAUGAUGUCUGGAAAGCCAUUGGAAAAGGUAACAUUAGAAACAGUGUAUCCGUACUACAUCAAGGCUCCUAGUGAUUCUCUGGCAAAACCCAUAAAGCAGCUAUUGACAGACUGCAGAUGGGAAAAUAUUACAGUUUCCCUGGUCAAAAAUGUGUCUGAAGAGGGAGUUCGUGAGUGGUGGGUUUUGAAUCAGCUUGGGAAAAGAUACAAAACAUCUGAAGAGAGCCUUGAACUCUUCAUAUUCAGUGAUAAAGUCAGUCCUCCAAGCCUUGGAUUCUUGGCUGGAUAUGGCAUCAUGGGACUAUACGCAUCAGUCGUCCUGGUGAUAGGGAAGUUCGUCCGUGAGUUUUUCAGUGGGAUCUCUCACUCCAUCAUGUUUGAGGAGCUACCCAAUGUAGACCGAAUCUUGAAGUUGUGUACUGACAUUUUCUUAGUGCGAGAGACUGGAGAACUGGAACUAGAGGAAGACCUGUACGCCAAACUAAUCUUCCUGUAUCGCUCACCAGAGACUAUGAUCAAGUGGACUAGGGAAAAAACUAAUUGAUCUCUUUGGUGUCACACUGCAAAUCAAGUUGAUUUCAUCUGAAUUUUAAAGAAAAGGAAAAGCACAAUAUUCUCUUAAGAGCUAAGCCUUUUAUAGUUAGGUAGCGAUCAUUUUUCACUGAAGGAGUCCUGGAAGCUACGGCCUUUGGAAUCCAUGCUGCCUUUCAAAUUAAGGAUCAACAGUGAAGAAAGUUGGAUGAUUUGCUGUUUUUAAUGUGCCACUCCUCUACAAUCUGGGGACAGCUUUGUAAUUUAAUCAACAAAAAGUUUGCAUCCCUGUCUGGCUAAUUUAAUUUUCCAGACAAUAAUUACCUUCAAAGAGAAAGGAAAGGAGUGAACCCACAAUUGACUCUAAAGGACCUUCCUAACUUUUUCUGGAGUCAUAUUGGAUUGUGCAAUAUGCUGUUGUACGUCACUGACUUUCAAGCUACAAGUUCUGAGACAGUGACUAGCCUUCAGGACACCCAAGACCCAGGGCCACAGUGGGAACUGCAUUCUAGCCAUACCCAUUUGUAGAAAAGCAGAGAUUUUGAUGUAUAAAGGACACCGCGGACAAACCUCUGCUAGCAAAAAGGAUACAAAUUACAAUCUCUUUAAAUGCCUUAUUUUAUUUGUACAGUCACAGAAAACAUUUCCACCAAACAUCAAUGACUCAGGAAAAAAAAAAAAACAGCAACUGAAACUUGACAUUUUGUCGAGGGUAACUAAAGG
Lagopus muta (rock ptarmigan) is the source of this 9203-nucleotide messenger RNA. It is a transcript of the gene PIEZO2, whose product is annotated as piezo type mechanosensitive ion channel component 2. The coding region runs from base 112 to 8493 and encodes 2793 amino acids. Gene Ontology annotation, cellular component: plasma membrane. The transcript has 55 exons. Gene Ontology annotation, molecular function: mechanosensitive monoatomic ion channel activity; monoatomic cation channel activity. Lineage: Eukaryota; Metazoa; Chordata; Aves; Galliformes; Phasianidae. Gene Ontology annotation, biological process: detection of mechanical stimulus; cellular response to mechanical stimulus; regulation of membrane potential. The record is from RefSeq and is a predicted model, not a curated record.